AUGUUGGGAUUUGUACCAAAUGCAUUACUGAUUUACAAGGCUAAAUCGUGUACUGGUGACUACCAUCACGAGAUGAAUGGUGAGAACUUUAAAAAGUGGUUUACAGAAAAACUCUUGAGCAACCUACCCGAAAAGAGCGUUAUAAAAAUGGACAAUGCAUCAUACCAUUCUGUACAGUUUGACAAAUGUCCCACAACUAAUACCAAGAAAACAGAUAUUCAGGCUUAUCUUCGAUUACACGAAAUACAGUUUGAAAAUAAACUUCUCCGUCCGCAGCUUCUUGCUUUAGCAAAAGCCAACAACCAAACGCCAAAAUAUGUUAUAGACAAUAUUGCCGGAGAGAGAGGACAUGACAUUUUACGUCUACCUCCUUAUCAUCCAGAUCUAAAUCCUAUAGAACUGAUAUGGAACCAAGUAAAACAAAGUGUCGCCUCAAGAAACGCUACCCACAGGAUUGACGAUGUUUUAAAACUUGCACAUGAAGCAGUGGCAGAUAUCACAGUUUCUGAUUGGGAGAAAACUUGCCGUCAUGUUCCAAUUAUCGAAGAAGAAUACAGAAAAAGAGACAUUGUAAUCGACGAACAAAUGGAGAGAUUGAUAAUUGAUCUGGCAGACAGCAGUGACAGUGAUAGUGACAUUAAUGACAAUGUUUAA
This is a messenger RNA of Mytilus trossulus (common blue mussel), 654 nucleotides long. RefSeq lists its product as uncharacterized. The record is from RefSeq and is a predicted model, not a curated record. Lineage: Eukaryota; Metazoa; Mollusca; Bivalvia; Mytilida; Mytilidae. The transcript has a single exon. Gene Ontology annotation, molecular function: nucleic acid binding. Bases 1 to 654 code for a protein of 217 amino acids.